Messenger RNA from Nicotiana tabacum (common tobacco), 1493 nucleotides. NCBI's taxonomy places the organism in Eukaryota, Viridiplantae, Streptophyta, Magnoliopsida, Solanales, Solanaceae. The record is from RefSeq and is a predicted model, not a curated record.
CUAUCCCAACCCCUACUCCAACACCAACACCAGUGAGUCUACAACCCUCCAGUUCAACCCAAUUUAAGAAACAGAAGAAAAAAUCCAAAAAGCUCAAAGAAGCAAUUACAGAUUCUGGUAUUGAAUGGCCUUGUCCAAAAACCCCAACUGAAACCCCUGUAAUAACGGAUUCGGGUUGGCCCACUUUCACAACCCAGUUAAAUGUCCAACCCCAUUUGCCUACUUCCCAAGAAUUGUCCCAUUUCGCCUCGAAUCAAGCCCAUCAACAUGCUUUGAAAGCUGUAUCUGAAUACUUAAAGUACUCAACUAAUGAUGAGGAUGAUGAUAAUGAUAGUGACAAUGAUGAUGAGGCUGAUGAUGGGGAUAAAGAUUACAACUUUUUCGCGAAAUUGUUUAGGGAAGAUGAUGUAUUGAGAAAGUACUAUGAGAAGAACAAAGAGAGUGGUGGGGAAUUUAGUUGUCUUGUGUGUUGUGGGGUUGGUAAGAAAGGGUGGAUGAAGAGGUUUAAGGAUUGUGUGGCUCUUGUUCAACAUUCGAUUACUAUAGCCAACGCGAACACGAGGCGAGCUCAUAGGGCUUACGGUCAGGUCAUUUGCCAAGUUUUUGGAUGGGAUAUUAAUAGGCUUCCGUCGAUUGUUUUAACUGCAGGUGAUAAUAAGUCUAGUGAAUCUUCUGAUAAACUGGCAGAGGCUCAGGGGAAUGAGAAUGAUGGUGGUAAAAACGGUUUGAGUGGUCAAAGCAAUACCACAGAUACUGUAAAUGUUGGCAGCAAUGAAUUAUCUCAGCAGAAAGAGUCUUUAAAUACUGAAAACAAGCAAGAAAAUGGUGAGGGGCCCACAGCAUUAAAGCACAACUCCUUGAAUGAAGUCAAUGUCAGCAAUGGUAUUCCUGAAAUAGCAAAAGAGAUUGCCGACGGUGCAUCCAAUUGUCUGGUGAGGCUUUUGGUCUGGUAUUUCUUCAUAGAAAGUUUUUUCCAUGAAAAUAUACUUCUAGGUUGUCUUCCUUAUCUAUGUUGCACUUCUACAACAACAACAACAACAACAAACCCAUUAAAAUCUCACAAGUAGGGUCUGGGGAGGUAGUGUGUAUCCAGACCAGAGGCUGUUUCCGAUUUAUGUUGCACUUCUCAGAUGAAUAAUUUUUGAACUACCACUUUGUUGUGAGCAUCUCUUCCGGUAACUCAGUGUAUCCAGUGUUAAUAUUUUUAGAAACAUGUUGUUUAACUAAUAUUUUAAAAAACUUCUAAUAUAAGUUUUCUGUGGAUUAGAGAUAGCUCAUCACAAAAAAGUAGUCAAUCCUAGACAGGAUUGUGGAGGUAGGUCAGAGGUGACCCGUGAGUGUGAUGUGAUAAAGUGGUUAGGUUCUAAACCUCGUUAGCAGUCCGCAAGGGAAUAGGCCUUCUAUAUAUAUAAGUUAGACCUGUAGGUAGCACUGUAUUCUGGGCCGGGCCCGGGCCUUCGUGGGCCAAACGGCCCGGGCUUCGUGGGCCUGAG